Bufo gargarizans (Asiatic toad) is the source of this 1972-nucleotide messenger RNA. RefSeq names its product tudor domain containing 3 (gene TDRD3). The annotation marks the transcript as partial. NCBI's taxonomy places the organism in Eukaryota, Metazoa, Chordata, Amphibia, Anura, Bufonidae. Gene Ontology annotation, cellular component: nucleus. The record is from RefSeq and is a predicted model, not a curated record. The transcript is spliced from 9 exons. Gene Ontology annotation, molecular function: protein binding.
AGUUUAUCAAAGCACAGUCGAAGCAAUAUUGGAACUGAGGGAGGUCCUCCACCAUUUGUGCCUUUUGGGACAGCGUUGUGCAUCUGUUACUUCAGUUGACAGCAGAGAACUUGAUAGCCGAAAGACGCUGCAGGCUCCGAGUGCCACCAAAUCUGUGGGGGAGAAUGAUGAGUUUGAAAAACAAAGGACUGCUGCCAUUGCUGAAGUAGCAAAAAGCAAAGAGACCAAGACGUUUGGAGGAGGCGGAAAUGCUGGAAGCAAUCUCAAUGCCGCUGCUGGAGGGAGUCGUAAUAGGGAAGUGUUCCAGAAAGAGAAGAUAAUCAGAAGUGAAGGUAGAUCGGAAGGAGUGUAUCGUGAGCUGGUUGAUGAGAAGGCUCUGAGACACAUCACAGAGAUGGGCUUCAGUAAAGAAGCAGCUAGACAGGCACUCAUGGACUUCAGCAACAAUUUGGAGGCAGCUUUAAAUUUUCUUCUUGCUGGCAGCAAACCAAAGCCUGUUCAAGGGCCACCACCCCGAGGUAAAGGAAAAGGUCGAGGAAGAACACGAGCAGAAGCUGACGAUGAAGUAACUAAUGCUAGACCUUCUGCACCUAGUACACUGUUUGACUUUCUGGAGUCCAAAAUGGGUACUUUUUCACUCGAAGACAGCAAGCCACAAACUCAACCUCAAAGCCAAGGACAACACAGAGUUCCAAAUGUGGAGCAGAAUGGAGUGAAGGAUUACAACCAAUCUCGUCCGUUUUCACGAAAUGAUACUAGAGGUCCAAGGAAUGAAAAACCCCCUCGUUUCCAAAGGGAAGUUCAUGCAUCUAGACCAUUUGAAGGUAACGGGCCACCAAGAAGUCGAGGUCCAGAAAAACAUAGUUCAGAGCCAUGGAUAGAAGACAGGAGUAAGUGUGAAAGAGGAUAUCAAAGGAAUGACAGAUUAAAGGAUUUUUCACAUUCUUCCUCUAGUUACCAAACUGAUGGUACGUUUAAAAAAAGAGAUAAUACUAUGCAAUGUAGGAACAUAAAAGGUCCUAGCCUCCUUGAAACAAGAGAGGACACCGUCAUUCAGAAUAAUAAUACAGAGGCUGCUCAGCAAAAACGUGGUAGAAGAGAAGACCAAAGACACAAUUCAGAAUUCUAUAUUGACAGGAGACCACAGACAAGUAACAGUGAAGCAAUCACUAGUUUACCAAACGAGAAAACUUUCAGUGCCAAUAUGGAGUCAUCUAACUAUCAUGCAACAUUAGUAAAAGAUGGUGCUAAUAAUGAUUUAUCUAAUGGAGAACUUGAGCAAAAAGAUCGAAGAAUUGGCCCUAUAAAGCCAAUAGGAUCAAUUCUGAAUUCAACACAAGAAGAUAGAAAUAAAAUGUUAUAUACUAAUAACUCUAAAAAGAGAUCUGGUCCGAUAAAACCAGAGCGAAUUCUGGAUAAUGUCUACACGGCCUUUAGCUGGAGACCAGGGGAUGAAUGUUUAGCUCUUUACUGGGAAGAUAAUAAGUAUUACCGAGCCGAAAUUGAAGCCCUACAUUCUUCUGGAACCACAGCAGUGGUAAAAUUUUGUGACUAUGGGAACUAUGAAGAAGUACUAUUAGAAAACAUUAAACCGAUCCAGGCAGAGGCAUGGGAAGAAGAGGGGGAAUAUGGAGAUUCGCUGGAUUUCCGCAGAGGAGGUGAUGGACAGCCAAGGAGAUCUACUAGACCAACUCAGCAGUUUUAUCAACCACCCAGAGCACGGAACUGACUGUUAAGAUCUACCAUGAAUUUCUCACAGAAGAAAGGAAUACUGCAGCUGUUUUCACGGAAGUGGUAUAUUUUUCUAAAGAACUGCCUUGCACUGUGGUGUUAAUAUCCCUAUUGUGACCAAGACUUGGGGUCUUCAGAUGCUAUUAGCAACAGACUUGCCAUCAGUUAUUGGUUUAACUAAUCAUUUUUUAAGCAAUUAUUAUUCAUUUCUUGUUUGCAACAAUAAAACCACAGUGCACAU